This is a messenger RNA of Populus euphratica (Euphrates poplar), 1094 nucleotides long. RefSeq names its product glucose and ribitol dehydrogenase-like. Gene Ontology annotation, molecular function: oxidoreductase activity. The record is from RefSeq and is a predicted model, not a curated record. NCBI's taxonomy places the organism in Eukaryota, Viridiplantae, Streptophyta, Magnoliopsida, Malpighiales, Salicaceae. The transcript is spliced from 4 exons. The coding region runs from base 141 to 1028 and encodes 295 amino acids.
CUGUCAAUAGAUAUCCAACCACGAAUGCUGCUAAUCAUGCUGUUCUCAAAGCAAUCAAAAGUUUCUUCGUUCCUCCCUUUUGCUCUCUUACUACAGUUGAAUUGAGUCGAGGAGAGGAAAUUUAUUAUUUCUGGCACAAGAUGGCAAAUGGCAAGGACCAGUUUCGGUUUCCACUGCAGACUCAGCCCCAACAACCGGGGAAAGAAUAUCUCAUGCAUCCACUUCCACAGGCAAUAAAUCCCAAGUACCAGCCUUCCAACAAGCUCCAUGGAAAGGUAGCUCUGGUGACUGGAGGUGAUUCUGGGAUAGGAAGAUCUGUGUGCUACCAUUUUGCAUUAGAGGGGGCAACUGUGGCCUUUACAUAUGUAGAAGGGAUAGAGGACAGGGACAAAGAUGAAACCCUGCAGAUGCUACUCAAGGCAAAGUCAAAUGUUGCAAAAGAGCCUAUUGCCAUAGCUACCGAUGUUAAGUUUGAAGAGAAUUGCAAGAAGGUUGUUGAUCAAGUUGUGAGCGAAUUCGGGCAGAUUGAUAUUCUGGUGAACAAUGCAGCUGAACAAUACUAUGUAACUGCAAUUGAAGAGAUUACCGAGUCUAGGCUUGAGAGAAUUUUUAGAACCAAUAUAUUUUCUCAGUUCUUCAUGGCCAGGCAUUCUCUAAAAUACAUGAAAGAAGGGAGCUGUAUCAUCAACACAGCAUCUGCUAAUGCCUACACCGGGGGCUCACAAUUUCUGGACUACAGCUCCACUAAGGGAGCCAUUGUAACUUUCACCAGGGGUUUGAGCCAACUACUUAUAAGCAAAGGGAUUCGUGUCAAUGCUGUCUCUCCAGGUCCAGUCUGGACGCCAAUACAACCAGCAUCACUGCCUGCUGAAAAGGUUGCGAGCUUAGGGUCUGAUGUGCCAAUGGACAGGGCAGCACAGCCCUAUGAGAUCGCGCCUUCUUAUGUGUUCCUAGCAUCCAAUGAGUGUUCCUCCUAUUUUAAUGGCCAGGUUCUGCAUCCUAAUGGCGGGCUAAUUGUCAAUGCUUGAUCUGGUCAUGGGUUUUUGGCCAGCUCUUUUGUUCUGCUCGCUCUGCAACUAGCCCUGUAUUAUGGU